AUGAGCGACAAGGAGCCACCAAAGCGGCCGCCAGUGACCUCGACGACGCUCUUCCGGGUGCUCAAUCCAGAGCUCUUCCUGCGACCCAACAAAUACGUGAUGGCGUUCGGACUGGGUGCCCUGACGCUGAGCCUCGGCUUUGUCUGGUGGCAGUCGGAAGGACAGCUCGGGCCCAACUCGAGGUGCUGA
Messenger RNA from Capsaspora owczarzaki ATCC 30864, 189 nucleotides. RefSeq lists its product as hypothetical. The record is from RefSeq and is a predicted model, not a curated record. The transcript has a single exon. NCBI's taxonomy places the organism in Eukaryota, Filasterea, Ministeriida, Capsasporidae. The coding region runs from base 1 to 189 and encodes 62 amino acids.